AUGCCAAACGAGGAAAUGGGCGAUGAAACCAUUGAAGAAAUUUACGCUGCUUCGCAAGCCAUCGACAACGCGUUGAAUGCGGUAUGACCUUUUUUUUCCUUUUGGACGCAUUUGAUUUGACAUUCCAACCGCCGGAUUUAUUUUUCCGUCACAGGAAGACGAAAAAUAUCUGCUUUUCGAGCGCGCCGCCAGCAGCCAAUCAGAAAAAGUGAAACUUCUUGGCAUCCGAAUGCUUUUCCGGUGAGUUCAGCGCAUGCUUUCCUCAGCUAUAAAAGAACUCUUUUUUUUUUUUAGCUAUUUCCAUCAUUUCAAUCGCCAAACUGAGUCGCAAAGAAUCCUCUAUUUUGCUCUGACCGAUCGCAACAGCAAUGUGAAUUUAAAUUGAAUGUUCGAAAAUUUUGGAAAAUUUCUCAGAUCCGAAAAGCAGUUAUCAAGGAUCUGCCAACUUUGUGCAAAAAUGGAACUUUCGUAAAUCAGGUUUUGGAAAUAAUUUUUGUUCUCGCAGUAAAAGUUUUGUAUUUUCAAGGUCGUAGACAUUUUGUCCCAACUUCUUAUCGCAAAAGAUCCGCAAGAGUUAAAUCUUGUGAGAAAUGCUCUGGUGCACUUGAACAACGAUUUUCCGAAAGGUUUUCUCAUAUCUUGAAUGUUUCUUGCAAUUAUUGGCUGCGUUUAGAAUGUUUGUGUGCGCUCUACAACGCCGUGAACGAAGCGUCAAAAACACACGAACGCCUGCAAAUUCUGUGGUUCUUCGAGGAAAAACGCAAUAAAUCCAUGACUUUCAACCAGCACAUCAUUGAAGAUCUGUCAAAAAAGUACAUAAAGGUGAGCAAUAUACCUUUUCAUUUUCUAAGAUAUUGGAAAAUUCUCAUAAUCUUUGACUUCAGUGAAAGUGUCAAACAGCGUCAAUCAAAGUCUCCUAAUCAGAAAAAGAUUUCUCCAGCCAAAACUGAAAAAAUAUGCCCAUUCGAGUACUUGGAAACUCCAUCUAGUUCAUCUGAAUAUGUUCAAGCGAAUUUUCAAAAAUCCCUUUAUAAAAAAUAAAGUUACCCGUUGUCAUCAAAGCUAUACCAGAAACCAAUCUCGGAUUUUAUUUUCUAAGAUCAACAUGUUAAACAAGGAAAAUUUUGCAGAUGCUUGAUGACGUUGAGCGCGAAGACGUCGCCCUUCUGUUUCACCUCCUGAGCACAACUCAUUUCUUGAACUCGAUCGAGUGCUCGAAAAAAAUAGCCGACAUCGUUGUAGGGGACCCUUGCCGGUUCCCCUGUGCUCAAGUCAUUCUCCUACUCAAAAACCGAAUGGUCCGAAUGCCAAAAAAUAUGAGACACGACAAGGAGUUUGCGGGCUAUCGCAACAAAAUCGCUGAAAAGGUGACUCUGUCUGUCCGUCGAAAAUCCAACUUUUUUGUAGAUCAUUGGAGUUGUUCCGACCGACGAAAUGUUGGAUAUGCUGCACUAUCUCGAAGACGCGAAAGUCGUUUCCGGAUUCGAAAUCGACCGCGUUGGUGCAAAUCUGUUGGCCGAAACGUCUUUUGAACAGCUCUCGGUAGCUUUUGAAAAAAAUACCAUUUGAGAAAAAAAUGUUUUGAAGGAAGACAUGGCGAAUAACUUCGACCUUUUUGUCGAGAAGCUUUACCGUGUGCAUUAUUUGGCUCAGGUGAGAUACUCAUCUUUUAUUGACUUUUAAUUGAAGAACAUUGUUUUUCCUUAAUUUUGAUGAAAAUAUAUUUUUUUUAAAUUCAAAAUUCUAAAAGUAUCAAAAUUUGUACUAAGUUGUGGAAAAUACAGAAAAAGAAUUCAUCUUUCAACAAAUUUCAAGCGUAGAAAAAUCAAGAAUUUUUAGGUGGGAUUUGGCCAUCAGAAAUACCUUAACACCAUGACGGAGUGGAUGCUCUCGAAACUUUCGGCCAUAGAACUGGAGGGCGUGGAAGAGCGUCAAAACUUCUACAUGGCAAGAAGCGUUAUAUCUUAAACUUGAAAUGUUAUUUCUCAGUUUCUCGCCACUUUUUCUAUCGGAACAGAGAAAAAAUCGCACGAUGCGCCGUACGUUGUGACUUUCUUCAACCGUCUCUGGGUAGAACGUUUUUGAGAAAUUUUGAAAACAAAAAGAUGUUUUAGGAGCUUCUUCCUAGCCAGGCUGAGGCAGCUCAAGCAGCUGUAUGUCUCUUGGCUUUUUUAUCAAGCAAAGAUUUUUUUGAGAUUCUGAACGAGAGCGUGGAGUUGGAAUCCGUUUGUGUCGCCAUCAACAACUUGGUCGAUCUCACGCCGGAGCUCUACGAGCUUGUUGCCACAACUUGUAAAGAAUGGAGAUUGCGGUAUACUAUUUGGCUAUUAUUUAGAAAUUCCGCAAAAACCGGAUCACAUUGAUUUUUCAAGCUUUUAUUCGAAUAACCCAUGCUCGUCUUGAAUUUAAACUUUCUCAGAGUGAGCAACGCCAUCGCGCUGUGCCGCCAAAUCACGGCCAACCCUCCUCCGUCUAUCAAAGAGCUUGAGGAACAGGAACACAAGUGCCAAAUUUACAGAAUUAAUAGCAUCGGGUAUGAUAAAGUUUUCUCCUUAUUUGGAAAGUCAGCGAAAGCUUGUAAUGGUUCGAAAAAUCGCGGUUGACGUUUCCGUGUUUCGAAACAAAAUAUCGACUUCAUUUGCUCUAUAGUUAUGCGGGUUUCUUCACAUUUUUGAGCACGCUGAAGUUGUAUUUUCUUUAAUUUUAACAAAAAAUGAGGCUUAUAACUUUAUAAUAACCAAAAAAAUUAUCUCAAAAAAAUAAAAAGUUGAGAAUGAUUAUUAAGAUUCUUCUUCUGGAAGUUCCUCGGAAACAGAUGCUACUACUUCCUUCCGCCUAGCUGGCUCGCUGCUCCCAAAUAUGCUUGUGGUUUUUUUGUUGAAUUUUUAAAAAAACUAAUUUGUUUUUUUAGAUGGGUUGAGUUCAAAAACUCCUACAAUCAAUUGCGUGAGGUUUCUUAAAAAAGCCUCAGAUCGGUGGCGCUUCGGCGAACUUAAGCUCUGCGCUAUCCAACGAACCUAUGGAAUGAUUCUUCUCGUAAACCAAUCUCUCAAAAGCUGAAAAAAAAAUCAAACUUUGCUUUUUCUAAUAUAUUCUGAAAAAGUUUGAAAAAACAGAAAAAAAAAACUGGGAGUUUGGUUCAUCUUCUUUCGUGUCGACUUUCAUCUUUUGUUCUAAUAUGGUGGGGGAAUUUUUCUCAACUUCUAGUCUUUUAUCAAUUCUAGUUCAAGAAAAUCAAAACUAAUCAAUUGGCAUAAUUUCUCUUCUAUCCCAUGAUUUACGGAUAACUCCGCUAGUGCCUUAGAAACUGUAUUUUUUUCUCGUUCUUGAAUUCUUUUAUUGCCUUGUAAUUGCCAUGUAUUCCGUAUUACCCUUUUGUAUUAAGAAUAAAUUGGUUUAUUUAUUUUUUUCUGAUAUUUGGAAAUCUGAUGGUUUUUCGGACCAUAUCCAUUAUUUCUUGAUUUCUUUUUCUUCUAAUCAUAAUCAAAUAAAAAAAGGUAUCGAAAAAAAUGGCAAGUACAAACUGGAUUGUACAGAACGGAGAUUUGGAUGCGGUCAAAGAAAAAAUUGUAAGUUUUUGUUAUGUUAAUAAGACAAAAAUGAUAUCGCAACUUUUCAGAACAGUUCCAACGUCCACGAUUUUGUCAACGGCCGUGCCCCAAUCCACGUUGCUGCGGACUUUGGUCAAGCUGAAGUCAUCAAGUACUUGAUCUCUCUUGGAGCUGAUUUCAAUGUUAGUUUUUCAUCGAGUUUCCCGGCCUUGUUAGCCAUCUGAAGUUGAAAAAAUUUGAUAUACUUUGAUUAGGUAGAUACAAAAACUCAACAGGGACCUACUACUAUGCCGUGUUCAAAGUAAUUUCCGCGAAAUGCAAAAUGGUCUCUGACCCUCCAAAAUUUAGUUAUCUUUCUCUUUCUCUGACGGCUAAUUUGAAUUCCGCGGAAUCACUUUGAACACGGCACUAGUUUUAUUAAAUUACGUGAUGCUGUUCCCUGCUUCUCGAAAUAACAAUAAAAAACCCUUUACAGGCUCCUGACAAAUUUGGCAUCACUCCGCUCCUGGCCGCAGUCUGGGAAGGUCAUCUCGAGGCAACCAAAGUUCUUCUCUCCAAUGUGAGUGCAUUUUUCCCCCGAUCUCCAACCAUCUUUUCUAUUAAAAAAAUGUCCACGAAGUUUUCAGGGAGCCGUUCGUGAGGUGAAGGCUCCAGACGGUACCCCUCUCAUCGAAUGCACCGAGAACCAAGAAAUUCGCAAUCUUCUCGUCUCUUAA
Messenger RNA from Caenorhabditis auriculariae, 4267 nucleotides. The record is from the annotation of a GenBank genome assembly. Lineage: Eukaryota; Metazoa; Nematoda; Chromadorea; Rhabditida; Rhabditidae.